AUGUCUUUUGAAACACCGUUUUUCGUGCCCUUGUGGCCGCUUUUCGAUAAAGCCGUGACUGCCGUGCUGGGUGGCCGCUUUGUGCCUUCUGAGUUUGCCUUUGUCAUUGGUGAAACUCCCUUGAGUACCUUCCCUCCAGUCGCUGCUGCCAUCGCUGUUUACUAUACCGUGAUUUUCGGCGGUAACUUCCUUCUCAAGAAGUUCAACGCUAAGCCGCUUGUGUUGAACGGCUUGUUCCAGUUCCACAACUUGUUCCUCACGCUGUUGUCCUUGACUUUGUUGGUGUUGAUGGCCGAACAGCUCAUUCCUAUCAUCUACAACCACGGCUUGUUCUACGCCAUCUGCAGCCCUAACGCUUGGACUCAGGAGCUUGUUACUUUGUACUACUUGAACUACUUGACCAAGUUCACUGAGUUUAUUGAUACCGUGUUCUUGGUUGUCAAGCAGAAGAAAUUGACUUUCUUGCACACCUACCAUCAUGGUGCCACCGCCUUGUUGUGCUACACCCAGUUGAUCGGCACCACUCCUAUUUCUUGGGUCCCAAUCACCUUGAACUUGGGUGUUCACGUCGUUAUGUACUGGUACUACUUUUUGGCUGCUAGAGGCAUUCGCGUCUGGUGGAAGGAAUGGGUCACCCGUUUCCAGAUUAUCCAGUUUGUUUUGGACUUGGGCUUUGUUUACUUUGCCACUUUCCACAAGAUCAUCUACAGUUACUUCCCUGGCUUCAGAAGCAUCUUGCUCGUCUGCACUGACUGUGCUGGUUCCAUGAGCGCUGCCUACUACGGCUGUGCCAUUUUGUCCUCGUACCUCGUCUUAUUUAUUGCUUUCUACAUUGACGUGUACAAGAAGAAGGGCUCCAGAAGAUCCAAGAGAGUCAAGUCCGUCCUGGGUGGUGUUGCUGCUCAAGUUAACGAGUACGUUACCACCUCUGACAGAGACUCUCCUGCUCCAGAAACUCUCCGUAAGAGAAAAUAG
Molecule: messenger RNA, 975 nt
Organism: Candidozyma haemuli
Lineage: Eukaryota; Fungi; Ascomycota; Pichiomycetes; Serinales; Metschnikowiaceae
Gene: FEN1
Product: fatty acid elongase
Exons: 1
Coding region: 1-975 (324 amino acids)
Biological process (GO): sphingolipid biosynthetic process; fatty acid elongation, polyunsaturated fatty acid; very long-chain fatty acid biosynthetic process
Cellular component (GO): endoplasmic reticulum membrane
Molecular function (GO): fatty acid elongase activity
Source: RefSeq, a predicted model, not a curated record